Metarhizium robertsii ARSEF 23 is the source of this 1776-nucleotide messenger RNA. Its product is annotated as phosphotransferase enzyme family protein. Gene Ontology annotation, cellular component: membrane. Gene Ontology annotation, molecular function: ATPase-coupled transmembrane transporter activity; ATP binding. Gene Ontology annotation, biological process: transmembrane transport. The transcript has 5 exons. The record is from RefSeq and is a predicted model, not a curated record. Lineage: Eukaryota; Fungi; Ascomycota; Sordariomycetes; Hypocreales; Clavicipitaceae. Bases 1 to 1776 code for a protein of 591 amino acids.
AUGAAUCAUGAACAUUAUCAUGAGCGUUUCGACUUUGUUAAAUCAACUCUCCAGCUCAAUAAUCUAGAAGCGACGAGCAUUGAGCCAGUCGAAUAUGACAUGAACGGCCCCCCAUUUCCCUACAACAAUUUCAUCUACCUUGUCACUCUUUCAUCGCCGACAACUACAACGAUCAAGAUCAAAUCUUCCCAGUUUGAUGAAUUCCAACCAGGCACUGUGCCAUUCCCAGCAAAUGCUACGUCCCUGAUUUUCAGACUCGCGAAUUCCCAUCCAGGAACUGGAUUAAAUAACACCAACCGUGUUGAAAAUGAAGUCGCCUUUAUGACCCUUGUCCGACAGGCACUUGCGAAGUCCAAAUACAGUCAUAUUGUUCCAGAUGUAUACGCUUGGGCUAGCACAUCUAGUGGUCAGAGUUUUAGUAUACAGCAAUACAUGCAUGGGACCAUGCCUGACAGAGGAUUCGAGGAUUUGACUCUACAGGAUAAAUCAGUUGUGCUCGGACAAAUGGCCGAUAUCCUAGCCCUACUCCAGCAGUUCAAGAUUCCAACGACAGUGGAUAGAUUCGGAGGACUGAAGUUUGAUGAAGAUGGGAAGGUUGUCAGCGCGCAGAUGACUUUAUUCAAGGGCGAGCCUUGUACAACUUACAAGGACUUCUUAAGCGCUAUAUUCAAAGUCAAGUUUCAAGAAGCUGAUGAGAACCCUGUGAUCCGAGGUUGGAAAGAGAAUGGUGUAAGAGCGAAACUUGAAAAUUUUAUCGAUUAUCGACUUAAAGAGACCUUAGAGGAUUAUGAGGACGUCCGCAGAGUUCUCGUUCACUCUGAUUUUACAACAAAUAAUCUCCUCUUCGAUGCCACCACUCUUCAGGUGACUGCGCUACUAGAUUUUGACUUCUCUUAUAUUGGUACAGUCGCAGAUGAAUUCAUGGGAUUCUCUUUUGGUAAUAUAUCAGGUGGUAAGCUUCCAGGACCAUAUGAAAGCGCAUCUAAUCUCAACCUUCGCAAUGCAAUGCUCACGGGCUUUUCAAAAUCUUUCCUAAAUGCGGACUGCUCAGAGGACCAAUGGGAUGUAGCAAAAGCAUGGGACGAGGAGCUCGCCCGGGCAGGUGCAGCAAGGCCUCACACUAUCUCACAUUUUGAGCAAAUCGCAGACAUUUACUGGCUCCAGGAUAAACGCCCUUCCUUUCUGCUGCGCAUGGUGCAGCGCUGGCUGACCCUCGUGUUGGGCAUGGUUGUUGCGGCGCUGGCAAUUCUCAUUGUGGUGCUUGCCACACAAUUGCGUAGGCAGUCGGGCUUCGCUGGUGCUAGCAUGGUCUCCAUCAUGACCUUUGGCAAGUUCAUAGCCGCCAUCAUCCAGAACUACACGCUGCUGGAGACGUCAAUGGGCGCUGUUACCCGGUUGAAGACAUUCAGCGAGUCCACGCCUGUCCAGGAUCCCCCAGGUGAGCACACUGCGCCUCCCUCAUCUUGGCCAGAUAGGAGUGUCAUUGAAAUACAAGAUGUCACCGCAUCUUAUGCUGGGAAAUCGUCCAUCACUCUGCUUCUCCUGGGCCUGCUGGACCCGAUCCAGUUCUCCAAGUACACCCUCUCCAUUGACGGUCUUCCUUUGGACACCAUCGAUCGCGAUGCUCUACGUGACCGGCUCAUUUCAGUUCCUCAAGAUCCAGUCUUUCUCCCUGACGGCACUUCAUUUAAGGGCAACCUGGAUUCAACCGACACCGACACCGAUGCCGACUGCCGGGUUGCGCUCGAGAAGAAGGCUUGUGGGACUUUGUGCUAG